Messenger RNA from Candidozyma pseudohaemuli, 315 nucleotides. RefSeq lists its product as uncharacterized. The coding region runs from base 1 to 315 and encodes 104 amino acids. The record is from RefSeq and is a predicted model, not a curated record. The transcript is spliced from 2 exons. Lineage: Eukaryota; Fungi; Ascomycota; Pichiomycetes; Serinales; Metschnikowiaceae.
AUGCAGAGACCAAACCUCAACAGAGAACAGAACGCCCCAAUGUCCAAGAUCGCUGUCUCUGCUGCCUUGAGAGAAUUGAGAUUCCACUUGUCCCAGACAGGUGAGGCUUCUAAGCCUUUGAGAACCUUCUUGGUCAAGAACUACCCUGCCCUCAAGACCUCCACAGACUACAAAUUGCCAAUUUUGAUCAGAGAAGCCUUUGGUGUUCCUCCAAGUGUCACUGCCAGAUUCGAGAAGGGCAGAGAGGUGAAGAACAACUUGGACGGCUUGAAGGAGUCCGAAAUUGAGGCUGCUGUCAAGUCUUUGAUCAAGUAA